AUGAAGUUCUCCGAUUGCGUUUUGACGAUGGUUGGCGAUUUUGCCGCCAUGAAACGUACACCUGACUAUAAACCGGCGUCACAUCUCCCAGGAACCCCGCCAACGAAGGAACCCGAAAAGCCCAGUAAUGGUCCACGAAGGCACUCCUUACACAUCAGCGAAGAAAUACCGAGACUAACUCGUCCACGAUCGGAGUCCUUUUGUUCAUCAACACCGCCUGCCGAGUCCAAGCUCUAUGAAAAGGCCCCUAGAAGAGUAUCGGCGCCCUGCAUUUCGACGUCUGGCGCCUCGACCGCUUUGAGGAAGAAGCUACAAAAAAUGCGCGACGACAAAUCCGUUGAAUCUGAUGAGCUCGCACUGAAGGAGUCUGAUGAGUCUGGAGAGGAUUCCCAAACAGAACAGGCGAAUGGCCGACCACACCCAACCUCUCCCAGGAAGUUGUCUACCUACAUAAUCUAA
Cooperia oncophora is the source of this 459-nucleotide messenger RNA. NCBI's taxonomy places the organism in Eukaryota, Metazoa, Nematoda, Chromadorea, Rhabditida, Trichostrongylidae. The record is from the annotation of a GenBank genome assembly.